AAACUCAUGCACCCACCUUGUAUACUUCAGCGUGAGUUUGGAGGAGGUGGUGCUUUGCAAAGAGUAUUGGAUUUUUGAGUUCAGUAUAUCGAAGAUGGGACGCGUUAAAAAGUGCCCUGAUCUGAAAACGCGCUGGGACCCGACCAGUGGUGUUUGCAUUUUGUGCAAGAUAAGAGCAGGGUUUCAAGUAACCGAUCAUUGUGGACAUGAUGAUCAUGGAUCGUCACACGGACCUCCAUACAUACAGUGCAAACCCAACACUUUCAAUGACGGCAGCAGCCCGGACUGUAAACCCUGUUCCAUGUGCGCUUCUGGACACGUUACCUUGACACAAUGCAACGCAACGACUGACACCGUUUGUUCCGACAUGAGAAGCUGGACGACCACAGUUCCUGUCACAACACCACCAGUAACUACUCAAUAUGUUCCAGCUCCUUCCACCAAUGCAUCAACGUUUCAGGCUAAGGACAUGGAAAAGUCAUUCCCAACAAAAGAAGGGACUACACCAACUAUACCUCAUGUAGCAUGGGCAGCACCGUUAGCCAUCCUAAUUUUCAUCAUGCUUGCAGCCUCAUUGGCUUUCAUACUCAACAUGAAACGGAAAAGAGGACAACGUACAGUGAUUGGUUUUAACAGAAGACCGUCUUAUGUCAAUCCAGGCUUCUCUCCUCUUCCCACUCCGGCUUGUGACAAUGACCUGGAGGACAUUCUCAAUCACAACAUCCUGUCAGCACCUUUGCAGACGGUGCUGGACAACCUGGAUGUCUUGGAGGAGUUGGUGAUUUUGCUGGAUCCAGAAAGCCAAGGAAUAAAGAACACCAAACAUCUGGCUUCGCUCUGCUCCUUCCCCUCCCCCUGGGUGACCUACACCUACUCCAUGAGGGAGAGCAAGAGCCCCCUGAAAGCUCUGCUGGAGGCGGUGACCAGCAAGAACCCCGAGUGGACUGUCGGCCACCUGGCGAAGCUGCUCAGACAUAUGGAGCGCAAUGACGCCAUCACUGCUCUCGCCAAACUGAGAUGAAUGAAACUGGGGUAUAGUAGUUACUUCACCCGACUGCAGAAAGUUGUGCAAGAUGUAGACAUUAUAACUUUUUUCUGAUUGUGUCAGAUUCUGCAUUGUAAAUCAGGGCUACAUGACAGAUUGCUUCAGCAGAUCCCAAUAUUGCAGUGUGACUUAAGGCAGAUUUGCACUGCUUAACAUGUUGCCUUCAUCUGUGUCACUUUUUCGUAACACAAUGACAAUCACACUAGGCCAGAGCUGGUAAUGUUUUUAUAUCACUUUGCAGUCAGCACAAGUCUGAACUGCAUAGAAUCGCAUUACUGCAGUGACAUUCUUUGAGCUGUAUGAAAUGAUUUCAUGAAGGUUUUCUAACAUAUAUAAGCACCGAUAUUGGUCCAAAAACUAAAUUUGCCAAAACAAUUUGCAGCUUUUUUUUGCUACCUGUCUUAAAGAACAUCAUUUACUGCAUUUUCAAGGGCUUUUGAUUGGUUGAGUUUUUUUGCUCGCUCACAUGCAUGUGACGUCAGUGAAAUGAGGAACAGGAUGGAAAUACUAAAAAGCAAGUUAAAAGGAAAUGCCAAGUCAGCUGGCUGGAAGUAUUUUGGCUUCAGAAAGGAUGACAUUGACUAAAUCAGCAGGUUCUCCGUGAGCAGUGUCAUGCAGUCGUUGGCACAACAUGAAGCACUCACAAAUGAAUCAUCAGAACAAAACCCCAAUCCAAAGCAAAAACUGUUUUGCAUGACUGCCAGUGUUUCACAGUAUUAGUAAAGUUCUGUGCAUCUUUUUUUUUCCAGCUUUUUAGAAAUUAUUACUCUGCCAAGGAACGCGGCGGAGCUAUGUGACGAUCAGCGUAUGUUUGUCUGUCUGUCUGUCUGUCUGUCUGUUAGCAACAUUACUCAAAAACAAACUGACAGAUCUGGAUGAUAUUUUCAGGGAAGGCAAGAAAGGACACAAGGACCAAGUGAUUAGAUUUUGGCAGUGAUGUCGCUUAUAGUCUGGAUCCAAGGAUUUGUUAAAGAUUUCUGUAUUAUGAGAUAGCGGAACAGUGUCACUCUAUGACAAGUGAACACUACGUCAGCUGCCUGCUGACGAUCACAUGACUACCAUCCUCCUACAAAUCAGGACUUAUCCAUCGGAAAAGAUUCAAGGAACAAUUGAUUAAAUUGUGGGCUUAUUUCCAUGUCCCAUCAAUUCCCGUAGAUUUCAUCCACUGGAAAUCAUACGACUGAGCAGCCUUGGCGAAGUACUGUACUGCAGAUUCCCCUCCCUACAAAAUCACCACAAUCUUUCUAGCAUCAUUCAUUCUUGCCAAACAGUGUUUUUCAAGUAGUCUUGUGAAAGUUCACGUGUUUUAAAAAAAAAAAAUCAUUUCACAAUAAAACAUUUUGCAACAUAA
Acanthochromis polyacanthus (spiny chromis) is the source of this 2396-nucleotide messenger RNA. It is a transcript of the gene igflr1, whose product is annotated as IGF-like family receptor 1. Lineage: Eukaryota; Metazoa; Chordata; Actinopteri; Pomacentridae. The transcript is spliced from 8 exons. The coding region runs from base 95 to 1021 and encodes 308 amino acids. Gene Ontology annotation, molecular function: protein binding. The record is from RefSeq and is a predicted model, not a curated record.